Molecule: messenger RNA, 527 nt
Organism: Ambispora leptoticha
Lineage: Eukaryota; Fungi; Glomeromycota; Glomeromycetes; Archaeosporales; Ambisporaceae
Source: the annotation of a GenBank genome assembly
CUUAAAGAUUGUCAACAAAUUCUUCAAUUUUAUGGCCUCACCUCUGAUGGUGAUAAAACAUACUUAGUAACUGAAUGGGCAGAAUUGAGAAAUUUGAAAGAAUAUUAUACGGCUUAUAAACCUAUAGGUGUUAAAAAGAAAUUAAGGAUUGCUAUUGAUAUUGCUCGUGGAUUGAAUUUUUUAAGAGCAGUUGAUAUUAUUCAUCGAGACAUAAGAUCAGAAAACAUUUUGAUCACUCAUCAUGAAACUGCAAAAAUUGCCAACUUUUAUCUGAGUAGGCAUUUUUAUGAUGAUACGAAAAACCUUGAAGCAACCCAAGAUACAGUUCGUUAUGCAGCACCAGAGAUUUUACGUAAAAGAGAUUCAAAAUACACUACAAAAUGUGAAAUAUUUAGUUUCGGCAUUCUUUUAUGGGAAUUGGCAGAGGAAAGGACUCCUUACGCGCAAUAUUCAGAUUUAAUCGAAAUCAAGGAGCUUGUAGUGGAUAAAAAAUAUCGAGAAAGAAUACAGAAAUAUUUCAAUCCAAG